UGACCAGAGGGAGCAGCUAGUCUAUGAGGUGAAUGCGCCGGGUUAAAUUAGCUUAAAAAAGUCAAAAAUUUACGCGUGUGUAAUUAAUAACCAGUAACUUCAGCUGCAAGAAACAGUCAAAAGUCAUGGAUCCACGAAAAUUAACGGAAUUACUUCGUGCAACGAUUGAACCCGCUCAACAGAAACAAGCUGAAGAACAACUUAAUCAGGUUCACAAAAUUAUUGGAUUUGCUCCCAGUCUUCUGCAAGUAAUUAUGUCAACGGAGGUGGAACCUCCUGUUAGACAAGCUGGUGUUAUAUACUUGAAAAAUUUAAUUAUUACCAAUUGGGUAGACCGUGAACCUGAAAAUGGAGUGCAACCAUUCAGUAUUCAUGAACAAGACAGAGCUAUGAUACGUGAUGCCAUAGUUGAUGCUGUGGUACAUGCUCCGGAGUUGAUACGAGUUCAGCUAGCUACAUGUAUUAGCAAUAUUGUGAAACAUGACUUUCCCGGGCGUUGGACACAAAUAGUAGAUAAAAUUACUAUUUAUCUUCAAAAUCCUGAUGCUUCUUGUUGGCCUGGUGUACUUUUGGCUCUAUAUCAGCUCGUUAAAAAUUUUGAAUAUAAAAAACCUGAAGAACGUGGACCGUUAAACGAAGCAAUGAAUUUAUUGUUUCCUAUGAUUUACCAAUUGAUAUUACGUUUGCUACCUGAUCCAUCAGAACAAUCAGUUUUAUUACAAAAACAAAUCUUAAAGAUAUUUUUUGCAUUAACACAGCAUUCCCUUCCUUUGGAUUUAAUAUCAAAGGAAGUAUUUUCUCAGUGGAUGGAUGUCAUAAGACAAGUUGCUGAUAGACCAGUUCCACCUGAAACAAAUAAUCCAGAUCUUGAUGAAGAUGAAAGAGCCGAAUUAGCUUGGUGGAAGUGUAAAAAAUGGGCUCUUCAUAUUCUUUUCAGAGUAUUUGAAAGAUAUGGAAGUCCAGGAAAUGUAACCAAAGAAUAUAAAGAAUUUUCGGAAUGGUAUCUGCAAACAUUUAGUGGUGGAAUUUUGGAAGUUUUACUGAAAAUUUUAGAUCAAUAUCGUCGUAAAAUAUAUGUAUCGCCAAGAGUUAUUCAACAAUCAAUUAACUACAUAAAUCAAGGAGUUAGUCAUGCGUAUUCAUGGAAGUUCUUAAAACCUCACAUGUUUGAAAUCAUAAGAGAUGUUUUGUUUCCUAUUUUAUCGUAUUCAGCAGCUGAUGAAGAACUGUGGAACAGUGACCCUCAUGAAUAUAUACGAGUUAAAUUUGAUAUUUUCGAAGAUUUUGUAUCUCCAGUGACCGCUGCACAAACUCUGCUUCAUUCGGCUUGUAAAAAACGACGAGAUAUGUUACAAAAAACAAUGCAGUUUUGUGUAGAAGUAUUACAAUCUCCUAAUGCUGAUCCUCGGCAAAAAGAUGGUGCCCUUCAUAUGAUUGGAAGCCUAGCAGAUAUUUUGUUAAAGAAAAAAAUAUAUAAAGAACAAAUGGAUAAAAUGGUUUUACAAUAUGUUUUUCCAGAAUUUAAUAGUCCACAUGGGCAUAUGAGAGCCAGAGCUUGUUGGGUUUUGCAUUAUUUUUCGAAAAUAAAAUUCAAACAGGAAGCUAUAUUAAUAGAAGCCAUACGUCUUACAACAAAUGCCCUACUCUCAGACAAAGAUCUUCCCGUGAAAGUUGAAGCGGCCAUAGGGUUACAGUCUUUAUUAAGUGCUCAACCUAAAGCUCAAAAGUAUAUUGAACCACUGAUAAAGCAGAUAACUCUUGAACUUUUAAAUAUAAUCAGAGAAACUGAAAAUGAUGAUUUAACAUUGGUUAUGCAAAAAAUUGUCUGUACUUACACAAAACAAUUAAUGCCAAUUGCUGUAGAAAUUUGUCAACAUUUAGCUGCAACCUUUAGCCAAGUUCUUGAAACAGAUGAAGGAAGUGACGAAAAAGCUAUUAUGGCAAUGGGUUUACUAAAUACGAUAGCCACUUUAUUAUCAGUAAUGGAAAAUCAACCACAAAUAAUGGCACAAUUACAGCCAACUGUCCUUCAAGUCGUUGCUCAUAUUUUUGGUCAAAGCGUGAUUGAAUUUUAUGAAGAAGCUUUGUCACUAGUGUAUGAUUUGACUGGAAAAUUUAUUUCUGAAGAUAUGUGGAAAGUUCUUGAACUUAUGUAUCAACUUUUCCAAAAAGACGGGUUUGAUUACUUCACAGAUAUGAUGCCUGCACUUCAUAAUUAUAUCACAGUUGAUACACCAGCGUUCCUUUCAAAUGAAAAUCAUGUUUUAGCUAUGUUCAACAUGUGUAAAGCUAUUCUGACCAGUGAUGCCGGUGAAGAUCCUGAGAGUCAUGCUGCUAAAUUAUUAGAAGUAAUCAUUUUACAAUGUAAAGGACAUAUUGAUCAGUGUAUUCCAUCGUUGGUUCAAUUAGUUCUUGAAAGAUUGACGCGGCAAGUAAAGACUUCAGAAUUGAGAACGAUGUGCUUACAAGUGGUAAUUGCUGCGCUCUAUUAUAAUCCUGCUCUGUGCCUCGAUGUAAUGGAUAGAUUACAAGGAACAUUAGGACAAUCUACCGAACCAAUUGCUUCACAUUUUAUAAAACAAUGGAUUCAUGAUACUGACUGUUUUCUGGGUUUGCAUGACCGUAAACUUUGUGUUUUAGGACUUUGCACUCUUAUAAGCAUGGGGCCUGCUAGACCGCAGGCUGUUAAUGAGUGCGCCGAACAAAUUAUUCCCUCUUUAAUACUCUUAUUCGACGGCUUAAAACGAGCAUAUGCUGCCAAGGUUGCUGAAGACGAAGAAGACCAAGAAGAUGAAGAAGAAAGUGAUAUUGAAGAAGAAGUUUUAUCGUCAGAUGAAGAUGAAAUCGACGAUGCUAGUCAAGAAUAUCUUGAGAAACUUCAAGAAAAAGUAACUAGAUCGUCUGCUCAGCAUGGAUAUAAUAUUAAUGCAUCGAUCCAAGAUGGAGAUCACAGAUCUGACGAUGAGGACGAUGAUGAUUCAGACUUUGAAGCAAAUGAAGAAACAGCUCUAGAAUGCUAUAUCACCCCUCUGGAUUAUGAUGAUACUAAUCAAGAUGAAUACGUAGUUUUCAAAGAAGUUAUGCAAAAUAUUGAAAGAACUGAUCCGUCAUGGUAUGGAGCUUUGACAAAUCAUUUAACACCUGAACAACAAAAGGCCCUUCAAGAAGUAAUAUUGCUUGCAGAUCAACGUAAAGCAGUUCUAGAGAGUAAAAGAAUUGAACAAAGUGGCGGAUAUGCUUUUCACUCACAGACUGUGCCGACGUCAUUUAAUUUCGGUGGAACGCCUUUAGGUCGAUAAAACAUUAUCUAAGUGUUUUUAUUCUAGACUAAUAAAUAACUAAAAUAUAAAUAAUAAAUUUUACGAUAAAUAAUUUCAAAUAAAAGUGAAGAAAGGAAAAAUGAAAUCUAAAUUUACAUUAAGCACGCAAUUGUAAACAUGACUAUUUUCCAAACAUUAUGCAUUUUCUAUUUGCUACUCUUAUGUAAAAUGGAUCAUUGUAAAUUACUGAACAUACUCGGAAGUGGUUGUUUGACGUUCCGAAGUAGAUUACUUCUAAUAAUACAUAUUUACCGAUGACAAAUUAAUUCAGUUUAUUACGUAGAAACAUGAUAACGAUCAAAGCUCGAAGUACUUUUGUACAUUAUACAGAUAUAAAUUUUAUUCGGAAAUUAUUUGUUCAAUUUUAAUUAAACAUUAUCUAUUUAUUAAAAGAUAAAAAAAUGUUUUGAACAUUAAAUUAUUUUUUUUUUUGUUUUCAUUAAUAGUAAAACUAUUACAAAAAUUUUAGUUCAAAUAUUAAUUUUUUGCAUCCAAUUUACAAUGAACUCAAAAAGUUUUUAUUCUUGAUUUUGAUAAUAUCUGUUAGAUCAAUUCCCGCCGAAAAAUUUAAUUUGUAAUAUUUGUUACAAGUAUAUUGAAUCGUUAAAAAAAUAUAUCAUACUAGAUUUUUAAAAAUAAUUCUACUAAUGAAAUGAAUUUUUAUUCUUUCUUGUUAUAAAUCUUUAAUAGACCAUCUCAUCGAUAAAUAAGUCUUUGAAAGCAAAGUGUAUAUAAAAGGACAGUACAAGGAAUAAAUUUGCUUUAGAGUGCAAA
Chelonus insularis is the source of this 4094-nucleotide messenger RNA. RefSeq names its product importin-7 msk (gene msk). The coding region runs from base 126 to 3299 and encodes 1057 amino acids. Gene Ontology annotation, biological process: protein import into nucleus. The transcript is spliced from 6 exons. Gene Ontology annotation, molecular function: small GTPase binding. Lineage: Eukaryota; Metazoa; Arthropoda; Insecta; Hymenoptera; Braconidae. Gene Ontology annotation, cellular component: nuclear envelope; cytosol. The record is from RefSeq and is a predicted model, not a curated record.